This is a messenger RNA of Aspergillus wentii DTO 134E9, 3270 nucleotides long. RefSeq names its product urease Ure. Gene Ontology annotation, cellular component: urease complex. Gene Ontology annotation, molecular function: urease activity; nickel cation binding. Bases 466 to 2985 code for a protein of 839 amino acids. The record is from RefSeq and is a predicted model, not a curated record. Lineage: Eukaryota; Fungi; Ascomycota; Eurotiomycetes; Eurotiales; Aspergillaceae. Gene Ontology annotation, biological process: urea catabolic process. The transcript is spliced from 7 exons.
CCGCCCUAAGAAUAAUAAUGUCAUUCCAUCGGCAGGUCGGCCAUGGUUGAUAGGUAAUGUUACCAGAAACCAUGACUAACUGAGGAACGCCCACGGCCGACUGCCAUAGGCCGACCGCCGCAGCUUAUCAUCCAGUGUUAUCUCGGCCAUCUCGUCUCCCCACAAAUAUUAAUGGGCCUCGUUUUUUCCCGGCUCUUGAAUGAACCCGCCGGAAUCCGAUGCAGAUUUGGGGUUUCUUCCAAGCGAUGCUCGCGUUUCAUUAAUACUGGCAAUAUCUCUUCUUUUUCCCCCAGUCCACAACCCUGCCGCUCUCUUUAUAUAUAUACCCUUCAAUACCGUACCCAUCUCUCUGGGUCCAAUCGCAAGGGUGGCCUAGUGAUCGAUCGCCACUGAUUCGCAGGCCAAGACUUUGCCAGUGUACCGGCUCAGCCCUAGCACUACUGCUACGAUUGCUGGUCGUGCAAAAUGAUGCACCUCAUCCCCAAGGAGCUUGACAAGCUCACAAUCUCCCAAUUAGGGUUUUUGGCCCAGCGUCGUCUCGCGCGGGGUGUUCGCUUGAACCAUGCUGAAGCUGUCGCUCUGAUUUCAUCGAAUUUGCACGAGCUUAUUCGCGAUGGCCACUACUGGGUGGCCGACCUUAUGUCCAUGGGCAAAAACAUGCUCGGUCGUCGUCACGUUCUCCCCUCGGUCGUAUCUACCCUCCACGAACUCCAGGUCGAAGGCACAUUCCCCAGCGGUACCUACCUAGUCACCGUACACAACCCGAUCAGUAGCGAUGACGGAGACAUCGAGAAGGCGUUGUACGGCAGUUUCCUGCCCAUUCCACCGGCCGAUACCUUUCCCGACCCGGUUGCUGAAGAUUAUCUACCUGAGAAGAUGCCCGGUGCGAUGAUACCUGUGAAGGAUGUGAGGGUCGCUUUGAACGAUGGACGGAAGAGAAUCAAGCUCAAGGUGAUGAGCCAGGGUGACCGACCAAUUCAGGUCGGUUCUCAUUACCACUUUAUCGAAACCAACCCGCAGUUGCAUUUCGACCGCGCUAGAUCAUACGGAUACCGACUCGACAUUCCCGCUGGAACUUCGGUACGAUUCGAACCCGGAGAUACCAAGACCGUUACACUUGUGGAGAUUGCAGGCAACCGUAUCAUCUGUGGAGGAAACUCGAUUGCUUCUGGAAAGGUUGACUUGAGCCGGGUGGAUGAGAUUUUGGCUGGUUUGCAGGUGCAAGGAUUUGGUCACCUUCCUGAGCCUGAGCCUGCUGCGGAUAGUGCCCUUAUCACCGGUUUCUCGAUGGAGCGAGAGGCUUAUGCUCGGAUGUUUGGACCUACGACUGGUGACUUGGUUAGGCUGGGUCUGACUGACCUUUGGAUUAAGGUGGAGAACGAUUACACAGCUCACGGUGACGAGUGCACGGUCGGUGGUGGCAAGACUCUUCGCGAGGGUAUGGGACAAGCAUCUGGAAGAUCGGCAGCGGAAUGCGUCGACACGGUUAUUACGAAUGCGUUGAUUAUCGACUGGACUGGAAUCUACAAGGCUGACAUUGGUAUCACGAAUGGAAUCAUUGUUGGAAUUGGCAAGGCUGGAAACCCUGAUGUAAUGGACGGCGUUCACCCGGACCUGGUUGUGGGCUCCGCGACCGAUGUGAUUGCUGGUGAAAACAAGAUCGUGACGGCCGGAGGAUUCGAUACUCACAUUCAUUUCAUCUGCCCGCAACAGGUGGAUGAAGCGCUGGCUUCUGGUAUUACCACUUUCCUGGGAGGAGGAACUGGCCCGUCGACUGGUACAAACGCGACUACUUGCACACCAGGACCUAAUCACAUGCGUCGAAUGAUUCAGGCAUGGGACAGUCUCCCGAUGAACGUUGGUAUUACCGGUAAAGGAAACGACAGUGGCAAGAUCAGCAUUGAAGAGCAGAUCCGCGCGGGAGCUUGCGGUUUGAAGCUGCAUGAAGAUUGGGGCUCUACGCCUGCUGCUAUCGAUACUUGUCUGGAUGUCUGUGAGGAGUACGAUGUGCAGUGCAUGAUUCACUCCGAUACUCUGAACGAGUCUGGCUUCGUGGAACAGACCAUCAAAUCGUUCAAGAACCGUACCAUCCACACCUACCACACCGAAGGUGCUGGUGGUGGUCAUGCACCAGAUAUUAUUUCAGUCGUUGAACAUGCAAAUGUGCUACCCAGUAGCACAAACCCGACCCGACCUUUCACGCUAAACACCCUGGAUGAGCAUCUGGAUAUGUUGAUGGUGUGUCACCACUUGUCGAAGAAUAUUCCCGAGGACAUUGCCUUUGCGGAAAGUCGUAUCCGAGCCGAAACAAUUGCCGCCGAAGAUGUGCUCCACGAUCUUGGAGCCAUCAGUAUGAUGUCUUCUGAUUCCCAAGCUAUGGGCCGCUGUGGUGAAGUUAUUCUUCGAACCUGGCACACCGCGCACAAGAACAAGGUGCAGCGGGGUACCUUGGCGGAGGACGAGGGCACCGGUGCAGACAACUUCCGAGUCAAGCGGUACAUUAGCAAGUACACGAUCAACCCGGCCAUUGCCCAAGGAAUGUCUCACCUGAUCGGAAGUGUGGAAGUCGGCAAGGUGGCGGAUUUGGUGCUUUGGAGCCCUAGCUCGUUUGGUACCAAGCCGUUGCAGAUUUUAAAGAGUGGAAUGAUUGCCGCUGCUCAGAUGGGCGAUCCCAACGGAUCUAUUCCUACCAUCGAGCCUGUUAUCAUUAGACCUCAAUUCGCUUACCGUGUCCCCAGCACAUCCAUCAUGUUCGUCUCCCAAGCCUCCAUCGACGAAGGCGUCGUCCAAUCAUACGGCCUCAAGAAACGCGUCGAAGCAGUCAAAAACUGCCGCAACAUCGGCAAACCAGACAUGAAAUUCAACGACAUCAUGCCCAAGAUGCGAGUCGACCCAGAAAGCUACGUAGUCGAAGCAGACGGUAUGCUCUGCGACGCAGAACCAGCGGAAGAAAUGCCUCUUGCCCAGAACUUUUUCGUUUUCUAAUCCUGACCUGACAUGCUACUUGUUGGUUCUAUUGUAUAGCACGCUUGGGAGUCAGCUUGUCUUAUUCGUGGUUUUCUUUUCUUUUUUCUUUUUUCUACUUACUUUCUUGUUUGUUUAUAUACCCUGGGACUUUCUCUUAGGGGGUUGGUUGGUUGAUUGAUUUGGUUUUGUCUUGUGGCUACGAGCGACGUUCAUACGAAUGUGACGAUUUGUUGUUGGGUAUCACUUCAUGAAAUAUUUUGAAUAACUAAAUUACAUCCAUUCCAAUAUUUGACCCAGAAAAGG